AUGUUAUCUCUUUACCUCCAGAGGAAGUAUGCGCUCCAUUACAAGAUUGCUCUCAUCAUAAACUACCUGGGGCACUGUAUAUCAGUAGGGGCCCUUAUAGUUGCCUUUAUGCUUUUCUUGUGCUUGAGGAGUAUCAGAUGCCUGCGGAAUAUUAUCCACUGGAACUUGAUCACUACAUUCAUCCUGAGGAAUGUGAUGUGGUUUCUGCUUCAAAUGAUAGAUCACAACAUACAUGAAAGCAAUGAACCCUGGUGCCGAUGUAUUACCACUGUCUACAAUUAUUUUGUGGUGACCAACUUCUUCUGGAUGUUUGUGGAAGGCUGCUACUUACACACUGCUAUAGUGAUGACUUAUUCCACAGAUAAGCUGCGGAAAUGGGUCUUUCUCUUCAUAGGAUGGUGUAUUCCUUGCCCAAUCAUCAUUGCCUGGGCCAUUGGCAAGCUAUAUUACGAAAAUGAACAAUGCUGGUUUGGAAAAGAGCCAGGGAAAUAUAUUGACUACAUAUAUCAAGGGCCAGUGAUUCUUGUUCUUCUGAUAAAUUUUGUAUUUCUAUUUAACAUAGUUAGGAUUUUAAUGACAAAGCUGAGAGCUUCAACCACUUCAGAAACAAUACAGUACAGGAAGGCAGUCAAGGCAACGUUAGUUCUUCUGCCUCUGCUAGGCAUCACCUAUAUGCUUUUCUUUGUCAACCCUGGUGAAGAUGACAUUUCCCAGAUUGUCUUCAUCUAUUUCAAUUCCUUCCUGCAGUCUUUUCAGGGUUUCUUUGUGUCAGUAUUUUACUGCUUCUUGAAUGGUGAGGUCCGUUCUGCUGCCAGGAAAAGAUGGCACCGCUGGCAAGAUCAUCACUCCCUCCGAGUGCGUGUGGCACGUGCCAUGUCUAUCCCCACCUCUCCGACACGAAUCAGCUUCCAUAGCAUCAAACAGACCGCAGCCGUGUGAUAUGCCCCGCACAUACACACAGCACCUGGUGGCCUUCAAGGUUCUUCUUUCUUCACUCUACCCAAGCCCCUUUCUUCAAACUUUCUUCCUUUAUUCUGCACUGCUCUCUUUCGCAAUGAGGUGCCCAUCAUAUUUUCAUGGACUCUCAUCUCCCAUAUUCGUGAUGCUGCUUUAAGGCAACCAGGCAAAAGCCUCUUGGGGUAGGUGGUGGCGAAACAGAUUCAAAGAAUAAAGAGAUUCAACACUGACUGCACCUUGUGGAAGUUCACAAUACAAAGUCUAAAACAGCACACUGGCAGGAACAAUUUUUUUCUCCUUUUGUUUUUUUGUUUUCCCCUCCGUAUUGUGGUGAACAAAGACUAUUUUUACCAUACUGCCCAUCUCACCCUGUACAUUGAUUCCCAAUGAUUUCAACAGUUUGGUGUAUAGAUAGCCCAUCUCUUUCUUGUUUCUUUGUAAAAAUUUCUUCUCUGCAGAACUGUCAUUUGAGAACAUGUGGCAGCAAGAAAAAGAGCAUCUGAAAGGUGGUGUGAAAAAUCCGAAUUUAUCUACCUUCCCCAUUUGUCCCUUUGAUAGACUGGGAUUUAGCCAGGGCAUCGCUGGACUGUUUAACACAGGGCACUUUGCCUUGCAAGAACCAUGCCCUGUUCGUACACAAGAUUUUGAAAAGGACGGCAAUAUCUCUAGAUAGCUCUAUAAAGUAUCCUUACUCCUCUUAGCCCCACGCUUUCAACACAAUGUAAGUAGCCUUUGGAAAAUCUUUGGUUUUUUUCAGCUAAGAGGAUUGGGGUGGGGAAGGACAACAAAACAUGUUUUCUGGGUUUAAAAAAUAAAAAAGGGAAGCGCUGUAAAAAUCGUAAUGAGAAGAGGAUGUUUGCAUUAUGAGGAUAGUGCUACAUGCUGCACAAAGAUUAUCUAUUGAGCAUUUUGAACUAGAGCAGAUGUAUCUACUAGGCUUUUUAUGUGAUGUUCAAAAAUACUGUAUAUUUUCAAUAAUAAACACUACUCUGGGUUGGUUUCAAUAAAACCAGGCAUCAUUUUCUUUACUCUGGAAAGGAAGAGGACACCUAUCUUGAGAGCGUUUUUCACUAAGAUCAGGGAAAGAAAUCCUGUUUGAUAAUGAGCCAAUAAG
Aptenodytes forsteri (emperor penguin) is the source of this 2071-nucleotide messenger RNA. Its product is annotated as corticotropin-releasing factor receptor 2. The coding region runs from base 1 to 939 and encodes 312 amino acids. The record is from RefSeq and is a predicted model, not a curated record. The transcript has 9 exons. Lineage: Eukaryota; Metazoa; Chordata; Aves; Sphenisciformes; Spheniscidae. Gene Ontology annotation, molecular function: corticotrophin-releasing factor receptor activity; G protein-coupled peptide receptor activity; peptide hormone binding. Gene Ontology annotation, cellular component: plasma membrane; axon terminus; dendrite. Gene Ontology annotation, biological process: cell surface receptor signaling pathway; long-term synaptic potentiation; adenylate cyclase-modulating G protein-coupled receptor signaling pathway.